UCCCAGAUACAAACGCGAAAAAGUUUCUUUUCGGUGUGUGUUGUGCGGCGGACCCCGAAAAGUACAAAAAACAUUGCCAGGAGUCGCCCCGCAGGGAAAUAGGAGCUGCCACACACCCAUAAAAAACAAUCAGAGAACUACAAAAAACGAACCGCUCGUGAAAGUUCCCGGCUAAUUGCGGCAGGUGUUAAUCACGGCAAUUACGAACUACAAAUUGCGCACCGCACUUGGGAAGUCGCCGCUGGAAUGUUGCAGCCAUCACUUCUGGUGGCGUUGCUGCUCCUGCUGGUGCACUGAAAUGCCAGCGGCAAGCCGCCCACCAAGGAGCUGCCCCGUCCGCAUCCGCUGCACGGCCAAGAGGAGGAGGAGGAGCUGCAUCCCGGAACUGGAGCCAUGGCGGCAUUCCAGGGGAUGCGGAAUGGACGCUCGCGGCGUCCCACCCUGAUGGAUGUGGCCUUGCAGCAGAGUGUGCGGCAGGGACUCGAUGCCAUGGCCGAGCUAUAUGGUCGCAUUCAGCCGGAGAUGUUGCGCAAUGGCCAGACCCUGCAGGACAACCAUCCGGCAGCCAUGUUGGCCCGCUUCAAUGCCCCCACCACGGACUCGGAGCGCCGGGAGAUGGCCGCCUAUGCCACCAUCGCAGCAGCCAAGGCCUUUCGCAAAAACUUCCAGCACAUCGAUGAACUGGCCCGCCAGUCGCACACGCAGCGAAUCUCCCUGAGACGUACCGCCCUGGAGGGCCUCUGUCCCCCGCGGGAUCCGCCGCCCUGCAUGCCCGCCUCGGAGCGGUACCGCACCCACGACGGCACCUGCAACAACAAGCGCCGGCCCAGGUGGGGAGCCGCACAGAUGCCCUUCAACCGCUUCCUCCCGCCGGAGUACGGCGAUGGCGUGGACACGGUCAGGAGCUCCGCCGACGGCAGCACCUUAUCCUCGUCCCGCUUCGUCAGCCUCCUGGUGCACGGAGCCAGGGAGGGAGAGGCCCCGCUCACCCUGAUGAUCGCCCAGUGGGGUCAGAUGCUCGACCACGACAUGACCUCCACGGCCCAGCCUCGCUCCAUCAAUGGUUCCAUUCCCAGUUGCUGUGGCGGCAAGGACUUCCAUCCAGCCUGUUUUCCGAUCAAAGUGCCGCUGGACGAUCCUUGGUUGGCGCCACUAAAGGUGCGCUGUCUGGAGUUCCUGCGGUCGGCUCCUGCCCAGAGACGCGACUGCGUGCUCUCCUGGCGGGAGCAGACCAAUCAGGUUACCUCCUACAUCGACGCCUCGCCGAUUUAUUCGAACAGCGCCAAGUCCUCGGACAAUGCGAGAGUCUUCCGGCACGGCCUGCUCGUCUAUGGACGUGGUGAUCCCGCCGAGGAUGUGUGCCAACGGGCCAUGGCCACCAAGUGCAUUCGAUCCGGCGAUGGACGAAGUGGAGAGCAGCCGGGACUGCUGGCCAUGCACCACGUUUGGGUGGGAGAGCACAACCGGAUCGCUCUCGAGCUGAGCGAACUGAAUCCCCAUUGGAGCGAUGAGAAGGUGUACCAGGAGACGCGGCGCAUUGUGGGUGCCAUGUUCCAGCACAUUACCUUCCGGGAGUUCCUGCCCGUCAUCCUGGGCAAGGAGGUGGCCAAGCUUGACCUGGAACUGAUGCCCUCGGGCUACUACGAACGUUAUAGUUCCAAGGUGAAUCCCACGGUGGCCAACGCCUUCGCAGCUGCCGCCUUUCGGUUUGGACACUCGCUGGUCCAGAACACCUACAUGAGAUGCGAUCGUCACCACAAUGUGAUUAAUAAUAAUGUCAGUCUGCAUGAGGAGUUCCAGCGUGGUGAUAUCGGCUCGGCGGGUUCACUACAUAGACUUCUGCGUGGCCUGGCCUCCCAGCGUGCUCUAAAAAGGGAUGAGUUCAUCACCCCCGAGCUGACCAAUCACCUCUUCCAAACUCCUGGUUUUCCAUUUGGCUUAGACCUGGCUGCCAUCAACAUCCAGAGGGGCAGGGACCAUGGAAUUGCUCCCUACAGUGCUUGGCGAGUACCCUGUGGUCUCAGUCCCAUCCUCAGCUGGGAUGACUUUGCCAACGUGGUGGGUCCGGAGUGCAAACGCAUUGGCCACGCCUACCGCAGCGUGCAUGACAUCGAUCUGUUUGUGGGCGGCAUUGCAGAACGUCCUGGUGGGGGUCUGGUGGGACCGACCUUUGCCUGCAUCAUCGCCCAGCAGUUCAGCAAUGCCAGGCGAGGGGAUCGCUUUUGGUACGAGAACGGCGGCUUCGAGUCCUUCACCCCCGCCCAACUGCACUCCCUGCGUCGCGUGUCCCUUGCACAGGUCCUCUGCCGCACCGUGGGUGGUGGCACCCUCCAGCCCCACAUCUUCAUUCCGGCCGAAUUCGAGGACAACGAGCGACAGACCUGCGGAGUUGGCGCCCUAUCCCCCAUUGAUCUGAGUCCCUGGUUGGAGCAGGACCCCUUCCACAAUCAACAGGUUACCGAUCAUGUGUUUACCAUCGGUCAGCCGGAAUUGGGUUCGGUGCAGGUCAUCAAGGAGGACAAAGCAGGCUUCUCGAACCGAGUGAGACCCAUUAAACCACAGGUGGAGAUUAGCGCCUCCUCAGUAAGCGGGUUCCACCGGCCACCCACCAGUGGAAACUCCAGCCAAGUUAGUGACAAACUUGACAUUAGACGUAAGACAGUGACGACCAAGAACACCAACAAUAACAGACAGCGCCCGACUAGGAAGACCCAAAAUGGUGUUAACAACAAACUAGACAAGUCACCAAAAAUAACAAUUAACAUCAAGAGCGUGAAUGUGAGAAGACCGGAGGGAUCGGGUCCCAAGAGAAGGGUGGUCAUCAACAAUGUGCCUGUAGAGUUACGAAGUUCGGUAGGGGGUAACGAAACUGAUACAAAGACGGAAACGGGAAUUGGAACUUUCACGGGAGAGGAAAACGAAGACGUGUUUAACGAGGACGACGAACUGGACACGGAGGACGACGUGGAACUGGACAUGGACGACGUUGUGGAAGUAAGAGCCAAUAGGAAUGACCCUUCAAAGACUACCGAGACAGACCUGAACACAACUGAAACUGACUCAACGACAACUACAUUGAAGAAGAACGAAAAAGACACCUCUAGCAAACCACUUGGACUGUCUACAGAAGCACCCCAAACGGAAAGACGUGACGCCAGAGGCCUGAAACAACAGAAGGAGACAAAGACACUGGACCAGACUGGUGACUCUCGACUACUACACCUUCAACGGAAUCGGACCUUUAACGGAAAGGACUUUCAGACCAGCUCGACCUUGAGCUUAGACCGGUUUACGAGACAGACAAAGGCGCCCAAGAUCAGUAAACCUACGAAAAGGGCCGUCGAACUGAGACAGUACCAGAACGGACCUUACGAAAGGCCCCAGAAAGUGGUGGUCAACGGACCGAACGCCGACCAGUACGAGAUUGAUAACAUACGACAGACGAACAAGAAUCCCGGAUCACGACCCUCGACGACCGACUACGCGGAAUACACGACUGCCCACAAACCUUACUACAACUCGAACUACGCCCCGCACUACGUGGACUAUACCAGCACUACGCCCAUUCCACUGCCAAGCUAUGGUUACCACCAACCUCUCUCCGAGAUUACCAAUCAGGGUGUGAGGACCAAGCCACCGACCAUUAUCUAUCUGAACGACAACGACGACAGACGGACAACGACCCGGGCACCGAACAUCUUCCAGAACUUUCUGACCUUCGCCACGAACAGUUUUAAUCCUUUGGGCCACCGACGACCCAUGCCCACGACUCCAUCCCCCAUCUCCCAGAGCCACAAGGAGCGACCCCAGUUCGAGAACCAUGUUGUUCACAGUCCCAUCAGUAACUCACACAUACUGAGCGGUGGUUCUGCCUCCUUCUCACCGCGACCGGGUUCGGUGCUCUCGUAUCCGGUGGCCACCGGUACUCAGAUUGGCGCAAAUCGUUCCGGUUUUCUGCACGCCUCCAGCAGUGCGGUGAGUUCGGGUAACUUUGGCAGUAUCUCCGGAGUGGCCACUGCUAAUGGAGCAGACAGCACUUUUAGCUUUAACAUACGACCACGUCCAAUCCCGAAUGGAUCGGUUGUAAGCUCUUAUCCAAGACCUUCUUCAAAUCAGGGGGGAAUAUUAGGAGGAGGAGGGGGAUCCUACAGACCCGACUACGUACCUGCCCAGAGCGAAUUGUACUACGACAGAGAACUGAGCACUGACCAAAAUCCCAGUCCCUUCUCCGGAUCCAGUUCCGCCCUUAGACCACAACCACAGACAUUCUACGGACGGACACCCGAACUCAAGGAGGCGGGCACAACAAAACAACAACGAACUGACCCAACGGAGCACAUGUACCUACAGGACUACGACUAUGUGAGCAGGACUCUGUCCAACUUGACCACCGACGAAAGUCAUCCAACUGAAGAGGACUCGGACUACGUGUACGACGAAGACUCCAGCAAUGACCUGGACCAGACGGAGACCCGGAAAGAGACGGCCAACCGAAUUUUCACCAAAAAGUUUGACAUGGGGUACAUGCGACCACAACUGAUGCGGGACUUGACCCAGAACUCGACGGGAACCAACGUGACCUCACUGGAUGACAACUACGUAAUGCCCAUGCUAGAGAACAGGACGCAGACAGGUUACGUGACCGAGGUGCCCAAGCCCAUGCUGUCCACCUCCAGCCGGACUGUGACGAACAGCAAGGUGACUGUCUUUCCGGACAGCCUGGGGAAACAGUUGGGCAAUGAUAUCCUCGCAGACGAGACGGACGAUUACAUGGACGGGAACUCGGAGGCGCGGCUAAAGGCCCAGCGGCUGAAGCAACUGGCCAGCGUGGCUUUCGCACCCAUUACAGUACUGACGAAACCGGACAGACCGGACAACUGGGUGAUCUACAACAAGGCCAGCGAGGAACCUCUACCACAACCCCCGACAGUCAAUAUGGAUGUGGCGCCCACCGGAGAGGUGCCCACACCCAUUAAAAACUUCAACAACGCCUGGCUAAAGCAGGAUCUUAAGGUUCAGCCGGAACUGAAAGUUUCCGUAUCGAAUAUUAAUACAGAAGAUGUGCCAACCAGAUCGGAAUCCUCUAAAGAGGCGAGGACGGAAACAACUGUGGCAGCAGCGGCCAGUAACUAGAAAUGCCAAAUUAGCCCUAGAUUACCUACUUAUUUAUUUCUACUUUAAAAGCAUAAAUUAAAAUCAAACUAUUACUCAAAGUUCGCAUACUCUUUCCUUAAUUAUCUGACUAACUAACUAAUUGAAAAUACUAAUAUAUAAAAUUAAAUCAUUCUCAGUAUCACUGAUAGGAACAAUUUUAGAACACACCACUUAUUCCGAGUUAAUUAGUGUACGAAUUUUUAGAAUAAUGAAACGAACUUUCGAGUAUAACUUUUAGUUUCCGUCAU
This is a messenger RNA of Drosophila suzukii, 5402 nucleotides long. The record is from RefSeq and is a predicted model, not a curated record. Lineage: Eukaryota; Metazoa; Arthropoda; Insecta; Diptera; Drosophilidae.